This is a messenger RNA of Phoenix dactylifera (date palm), 1903 nucleotides long. Its product is annotated as Endosomal targeting BRO1-like domain-containing protein. The record is from RefSeq and is a predicted model, not a curated record. Lineage: Eukaryota; Viridiplantae; Streptophyta; Magnoliopsida; Arecales; Arecaceae.
UUUUUGUUUAACAACUACUCGCUGCUGCUCCUCCGCCCGCGCCAUGUGAGCGCACUCUCGGAACUCGCAAAGAUCUCCAUGGCUCGCGCGCGUGAGAAAGAUCCUCAUCCUCUUCUCCCACCUCUCCUUAACCACUUCGAAGCUUCUCCCCUUCCCUCCCCAUCUCACUUCCCGAUGUAUGGCAAAAGACGUUGUUUGAUCGUGGAGAAGGAUGGGCUGCACUUCAUCCAUCCCAAUCUCGUGUAUUGUGGGAAGGAGGAGGAGGAAGAAGCCGAGCAGCAUCCAUGAGGUGGCCGUGUUCGUCCCGGCCCUCCGCAUCCCCUUGGCCGUGGAUCUUGUUCGGCCCCUCAGAGGUUUAGUGUCUCGGGAUGUUUUAGAUAAGCUAUCCACACUUCGGGGCCGGAUUGUGUCGUUGGCUGAAGAAAGUUAUCUUGCUGCUGUGCCUACUGUUUCCGAACUCGAGCGAGCUCUCGAAGAGUAUGUGCCUGUUCUACUUGGUUUGACCAAGAAAGGUAUGAUCUUUCACACGCAUUUGUUCUUUUUUCUACUGAUUUAUGGCUUUAAAAUGGUAUUUAGUAAUUGGUACUCCCUAGAGCACCGUCUUGAGGCAUCAGUGGAAUUCAAAUGGAAAAGCUUGGGAGAUGAUGAUCAAGAAACUUGUUUUGCAAGCGCCUGGUAUGAGUUGCUGUCGGUCGUUCACAUGAUGGCUAUGCUGUCAUUGUUGGAGGCAAAUCUAAUGCUUGUUCCUAAGGAUUCUAUGGAUGAGUGUGGAAAGGUGGUAUCAGAAGAUGCCAAGAAGGUUGCUGUUGAUUUGUUGCUCAAGGCAGCAGGGUGCUUGGAUUACUGUGUUCGUCAUAUACUUGUUCAGUUGCCUAUGCAAAUUAGGAAGAGUCUGCCAAGCAGCUUGCAAGAGGGAAUGUUGGAGGCCAUCUCUGUUCAAGCAUUGGCCCAGAGUGUAGAGAUGCAGCUUGGCUUGGCUCUCGAGUGUGAAAAGGCCACAUUGUCUGUAAAGAGGAGGUUGGCAUGCGAGGCAGUCAGCUAUUUCUCCCAGGUUCACUACUGCAUGGCAGGAUGUGACACCAGUGAUGCAUAUGGAAAGAAGCUUCUCUUGUUCAUCAAAUGGAAGUACCUAGAGGCUAAGGCAGCAGCAUAUUACUAUCACGGUCUUGUCCUUGACAAGGGUAAUGGAUCUAGCAAUCAUCUUAAUGCAGUUUGCUGCCUUUUUGUUGCCGAGGAGCUGCUCACAGAUAGCAAGAGAGCCUGCUUAAGCUUUUGCUUGGCAGCCCCGGUCACCAGGGUCCCUCCUGCAUGGGGUGUCAUGAAGCAUUUACGUAAGAAAAUACCUGAAGUAGCCUCAAAGAAGUCUCAGAUGUAUGGUUAUCCUAUUGAGCAAGACAAGAAUGGAGCAUUCCAGUCCUUGCCUGACCUCCCAGAGUUUCCCCUCUCACUGAAACCUGAUGAUUAUGAGUUACCAAAUAUAGAUCCCUCAUGGGAAAGCAAGGAUUGCCAGCCUCAGAUUCAGAGCCUCAAGGCACAUCUCAAAGAUGAGGAGGAUGAUGAGAUGGGAACCGAAUGAAGCUAUGUUAAAUCACCUGGAAGCUUGACCUAUUUUAGUAUCGACGGACUCUGUUUCAUGUUUGUGUGUUGUGUUUGUUGCAGACAAUGCAUCUUUCAAAUACUAGCAUGAUUGUAAGCAAAAGAGAUGAAUUAAUGCCUUGAUAACAAAAGUAACAUGUCUUACUGUCUACAGUUCCUGGUCUGAUGACAGAAACUAAGCAUUUCCAAUCAAAGCGAGGUGACAUGGACAAAUAAUAGCUAUCUUGAAUCAUAAGUGGUUCAAGGAGUAUCAGAUCAUCUAUGUGAAUGGUAAACUACAAUGUAUGAAAAAGAAUUACUGAAAAUA